Messenger RNA from Colletotrichum truncatum, 321 nucleotides. RefSeq lists its product as uncharacterized. Lineage: Eukaryota; Fungi; Ascomycota; Sordariomycetes; Glomerellales; Glomerellaceae. The record is from RefSeq and is a predicted model, not a curated record.
AUGGAUUAUUGCACGAGCUUGCCUGCAUGUAACCAGCGCAUGAGCCUUUCAAGCGUGCAUGCGUCACAAAUCACGCCAGCGGCACCAAGAAAGUACGAAACGGGCUUGGCUUACCCAUGCUCGUUCCCUCCGGGGCUGCGCAGCAUCAUCAUCUCCUCACUCGCUUAUGUUAACUGCAUUUGUGAACAAGACCAAACUGGUGUGUAUGCCGCAUCUCAUUUAAUCGACAAACCCAUUGGGCCAUUCUCGGCGACUCGCGGUCUUCGACAACAGGGUGUUUUACUCCAUGCUUACGACAACGCAGCCUGCAAGGAGACGUAG